AUUGGUGGUGGUAAGAGAGUAUGAUGAAGAGAGGCACAAGGUGGCAAUUGAGAAGAUGGAGAGGCUUUGUGAAGUUGGGCAGAGAGGAAAGUCAUCUCUUGUUGUAGACCUCAUGGGCGAUCCCUUAUGCCGUAUCCGUCACUUUCCUUUGCAUGUCAUGCUGGUUGCAGAAUAUGGAGGACAAGUUGUUGGGGUGAUAAGAGGGUGUAUAAAAAUAGUUACAAGAGGGAAUUCGGUUGAUUUAAAGCUGGCAUAUCUGUUGGGGCUCAGGGUUUCACCGCCACACAGGAGACUUGGCAUUGGGACAAAACUAAUUGAACAUUUAGAAGAGUGGUGCAAGCAAAAGGGUGCUAAUUAUGCAUACAUGGCAACUGAAUGUACCAAUGAGGCUUCCAUAAAUUUGUUCACAAAAAAAUGUGGGUACUCAAGAGCCAAGAGUCUAAACAUGCUAGUGCAACCUGUUCAUGCCCACUACAAACCAAUGAGCUCUGGCAUUGCGGUGGUUGGUCUUCCCCCACGCCUAGCGGGGACCAUGUAUAAGCACAUGUUUGUCAAUUCAGAAUUUUUUCCUAAGGACAUAGAAUUAAUUUUGUCUAACAAGCUAAAUUUGGGCACAUUCAUGGCCAUCCCCAAAAAGUACCUACCCAAAUGGGACCCAAAAAGGGGCAUAAUUCCUCCAAGCUUGGCCAUAUUAAGUGUAUGGAACACCAAGCACGUGUUUAAAUUGGAAGUGAAGGGGGUGUCCCCACUGGCACGUGCGGGCUGCCUAGUGACAAGGUUACUGGACCAAUUGAUGCCAUGUCUAAGGCUACCUUCUUUCCCUGAUGUGUUUAGGCCCUUUGGGCUAUAUUUUUUGUACGGUCUCCAUAUGAAAGGAAAGAGUGGUGCGGGCCUCAUGAGGGCCCUGUGCGGAUUCGUUCAUAACAUGGCCAGAGAUGAUGCUGGUUGUGGGGCCAUUGUGGCUGAAGUGGCCCAAUUGGACCCAGUUAGAGAUACGGUCCCACAUUGGACUCAAUUCUCAUGGGCCCAAGACAUCUGGUGCGUUAAGAAUCUUCACAAAUCUGCCCCCUCUCAUUGCUUCUUCUCUUCUUCGCCAGUGAUUUUUGUUGAUCCGCGCGAUUUUUGACACUCCCUUUUUUUUCUCUCUGCCAUGAUGCCACUGUAAGCUGUAAACAACUAUCUCAUGAAACAAGCAUUAAACAAAAAUUAUUUGAGUUGUUUACUAAAUUUGAUCACAAAAUCUAUUAAAUAAAGUUUAAAUUUUAAUUUUUUUUAUAAAAGUCAUAAAUUAUUUUCAGAAAUUAAAUUCUAGCAAAGCAGUACUCUGUUUCUUAAAGAUUAUAAUCUUUACACGAAGUAACUCUCCUUUAUCUUAACUUUUUUGUUUCAGAAAAAAGGGAUAAAAUUUAGCAUUUAAUUUAGUUUUGUGUCUGUUAAAAUUUCUUUGAAAAAAAAGUGGCUGACUGUUGUAAGGUUUAAAUCGGAAAGACCUGUAAUUUCGGUCAUUCUCAAAUCUGAAGGUAGUAUUUUUCAUUUUCUAUAUGAAAAUAACAUAUAAAGUUAAAAUCUUUAAAAAGAACAAUUUUUCAUAAAAAAACUGUAAACAGUUAAGAUUUGAAAAAAAUUAACAUAAAAAAUUAAAUUAAUCAUAACAAAAUAUUAUUUUACUCUCAAAUGAAUGAGUUUUUAUAAAUUACUUAUUUAUUUAAAAAAUAUAUUCAUUAAAAUUAUUUUGUAUAAUAUAUUACAUAUUCUAUAGUCUUAAAAGAAGCAGAGUGCAAGUAAUGAGGUAGACAAUCAAUGUAGAUAUCUCUUGUAUCAUAAGCUACCGAUCUUGAAAUAGAUUAAAAUAAAAAGAAGGACGUUAAAUAAUAAAUUGGACAUGGUUACUUUACAUUGGUAUCCAAGUUUAUUAAAUUUUAUGAGUAAACUAUAUUCUGAAAAUUGUCCUCC
Abrus precatorius (Indian licorice) is the source of this 1953-nucleotide messenger RNA. Its product is annotated as probable N-acetyltransferase HLS1. The coding region runs from base 56 to 1126 and encodes 356 amino acids. NCBI's taxonomy places the organism in Eukaryota, Viridiplantae, Streptophyta, Magnoliopsida, Fabales, Fabaceae. The transcript is spliced from 3 exons. Gene Ontology annotation, molecular function: acyltransferase activity, transferring groups other than amino-acyl groups. The record is from RefSeq and is a predicted model, not a curated record.